Vigna umbellata (rice bean) is the source of this 1247-nucleotide messenger RNA. Its product is annotated as putative aquaporin PIP-type 7a. NCBI's taxonomy places the organism in Eukaryota, Viridiplantae, Streptophyta, Magnoliopsida, Fabales, Fabaceae. Gene Ontology annotation, biological process: transmembrane transport. The record is from RefSeq and is a predicted model, not a curated record. Gene Ontology annotation, cellular component: membrane. Gene Ontology annotation, molecular function: channel activity.
CUUCCUCCUUAGCCGAUCACACUCACUCACUCAACUCACAGGAAUCCGAGGCGAGAACAAAGAAAAAAAAAACAUGGAGGGGAAGGAGCAGGAUGUGUCGUUGGGAGCGAACAAGUUCCCAGAGAGACAACCGAUUGGUACGGCGGCGCAGAGCCAAGACGACGGCAAGGACUACCAGGAGCCACCGCCAGCGCCGCUUUUCGAGCCCUCAGAGCUUACGUCAUGGUCGUUCUACAGAGCAGGGAUAGCAGAGUUUGUAGCAACUUUUCUGUUUCUCUACAUCACCAUCUUAACCGUCAUGGGUGUCCUUAGGUCUCCCUCCAAGUGCCAAUCCGUUGGUAUUCAAGGAAUCGCUUGGGCCUUCGGUGGCAUGAUCUUCGCCCUCGUUUACUGCACCGCCGGAAUCUCAGGGGGUCACAUAAACCCUGCGGUUACCUUUGGGCUGUUCUUGGCAAGGAAAUUGUCGUUGACCAGAGCGUUGUUCUACAUAGUGAUGCAAGUGUUGGGUGCCAUCGCUGGCGCUGGAGUGGUGAAGGGUUUCGAGGGAAAAACCAGAUACGGUGCGUUGAACGGUGGUGCCAACUUUGUUGCCAAAGGUUACACAAAAGGUGACGGACUCGGUGCUGAAAUCGUUGGCACCUUUAUCCUUGUUUACACCGUUUUCUCAGCCACCGAUGCCAAACGUAGCGCCAGAGACUCUCACGUCCCCAUUCUGGCACCUUUACCAAUUGGGUUCGCCGUGUUCUUGGUUCACUUGGCCACCAUCCCCAUCACCGGAACCGGUAUCAACCCUGCUCGUAGUCUCGGUGCUGCCAUCAUCUUCAACAAAGACCUUGGCUGGGACGAUCACUGGAUCUUCUGGGUGGGACCAUUCAUCGGUGCGGCUCUCGCUGCCCUCUACCACCAGGUCGUAAUCCGCGCCAUUCCCUUCAAGUCGAAGUGAUCGAAUCCAACGGUUCACGGUUAAGCAAUCAAGUUGGGGAAAAAAAUCAAGCAAUGUUUGUGGGUUUUUCGGUUUCAUUUAUCAAAUGAUCUGUUUUAUCCUUUUUUUUUCUUUUAAUUUAAAAAGUGUUGUAUUCUGUAUGUAAAGAUGUAAACUUAUGAUUAUUAGGUGGUGCAUGUGUCGCGUAAUGGGCCAGAGUUAUCCUCUGCUUUUAAGUUGGAAGAGGCCCAGCUCAUGUGUGAUGUACGGCUGUGAUUGUGUAUUAUUAUGCAAAAUCAAAAAUAACACCAGAGUCAUUUAUGCA